AUAAAUGAUAAUAGUUUUGUUUGUUUUUUUCAUUUAGGUCUACGAACAUUUCGGUAUGGGUACGAAAGCGCCAGAAUCAUUUGGUCGAGGUCGAGACUGGAAUGUGGAUUUGAUUCCUAAAUUCAUUAUGGCAAAUGGUAAAUUGGUGAAGCUUUUACUUCAUACUAGUGUGACUCGAUACCUGGAAUUCAAGGCUAUUGAGGGAAGUUUUGUGUAUAAGGGACAGAAAAAGACAAUCCACAAGGUCCCAGCCAAUGAGAAGGAAGCUCUUUCAACUUCUUUGAUGGGCAUAUUUGAGAAGAGGAAGUUUCGAAACCUUUUGAUGUUUAUCCAAGGAUUUGACAUUAAUGAUACAAAUACAUGGAAAGACUUCAAAGGAAAAGAUCCAAGGACAACCACCACGAAGGAAAUGUUUGAUAAAUUUGGUGUAGAUGUAAAUACACAGGAUGUUUGUGGACAUGCAUUGGCCCUUUACAGAAAUGAUUUGUACACACAGUCUCCAAUGAUAGAAACUAUAAAUAGAAUAAAGCUAUACUAUGAAUCCUUGACUAGAUUUGAAAACCAGAAAUCCCCCUACCUGUACCCCUUGUAUGGUCUAGGUGAGCUACCACAGGGAUUUGCAAGAUUAAGUGCAAUAUAUGGAGGAACAUACAUGUUGGACAAAAAAGGAUGUAAUAUUCAGUAUGGAGAAGAUGGUAAAGUGAUUGGUGUAGAGUCCGAAGGGGAAGUAGCCAGAUGUAAAAUGGUUAUCUGUGAUCCUUCCUAUGCCCCAGAUAAAGUGAGAGUUGCAGGAAAGGUGGUACGAGCUAUAUGCAUAUUAGAUCAUCCGAUACCAAAUACAAAUGAUGCACUUUCUUGUCAGAUCAUUAUACCCCAGCAUCAAGUGUGUAGAAAACAUGACAUAUAUGUGAGUGUAGUAUCACACACACACCAAGUGGCUGCUAAAGGACAUUUCUUGGCUAUAGUCAGUACCGAAGUAGAGACUGAUAAACCUGAGUCAGAGUUACAACCAGGACUUGACCUACUUGGACCAAUUGCACAAAAGUUUGUCAGUACAAGUGAUAUGUACGAGCCAGUAGCUGGCUCAGAGGAUUCCAAUGUGUUUAUUUCCAAGUCAUACGAUGCCACAUCCCAUUUUGAGACAACUUGCGAUGAUAUAUUAGAUUUGUAUAAAAAAGUUACUGGUGCGGAAUUUGACUUUGAGAAAGCAAGUGUUCAACAGGAACAGGCAGAAGAUGAAUAAAAAGGUGAUUUCUGCUAUCAACAGACUUGGAAAAGUGAAACAAAAUACUGACUGAUUUAACUUUGUCAUUUAUUGUUUGUAUACAUACAUGUACUUUAUUUAUGGUUAUUAAUUUCAUAAGCAACUUCAAUAUAUAGGGAUCAUUAGAGUAAAGAGCUAGGUGCAAAAGUGUCAUUUCCGAACUGAAGUGGGAAAAACCUGCUUGAAAUAUUCCAAAGAGCCACAGAACAAUUGCAGGAGUUUUUUCAAUUUCUGUAGAGAUGAUAUUACCUUUCAUUGUUGAUUAAUGCUUAAUCUGAAUCCCAGUUUUUCUCUUAGAGUGACAGUUUUGCACAGAGUUCUUAUAUGUGUUAAAAGUAGUUGAAUAAGAAUGCUAGGUGAAAUUCAUUUCAAGGGUUUGCCAGAAUAAGAGUUUAAGUGCUAUAUGUCUAGUCGAGAUAAAUAAUUUUUAAUUUUCAUGACAUUGUAAUCAGUUAAGUGUGCAUUUUCAAACAGAGCAAUAAGGCAACAAUUAACCAAUUUAUUAAACAUGGGCUUAAAAGAUAUUCAGUAAAAUCAUUUCAUUUCCUUUUGUUGGCAUAAACUUUUGUGGUUUCAGCCAAAUGUAUUAUUUUGUGGGGGUUUCAAUUAGUGGAGUUCAGGUUUAUGGAGAUAGAAUCAAUAGGAAUUGUAUUUAUUGUCAGAGAUUUUCCACAAAGUUCAUUGAGAUUUAAUUUUUUAGAUUGACACAGUGAAGUCCAUGAAAAUUAGUCUGCCACGAAUGUUAAUGAUUUUUAUGAUAUAUCCUGAGAAACACAAUACAUUAUGUAAAAAGUAGGAAAUGAACUCUUUGAAAUUACAUCCUUUUUGAAAUACACAUUGCACACAUUAUAAAAUGUUUGUGGAGAACAGCAGUUUAGAUUCAAGCCUUCAUAGUUGCAAAUAAUUUGUACUAUUAUUUUAUUAUCAAAACUCACCUAGGUAGCUGAGUAGGUUAUGUGUUAAACAAAUGGAGAGCUUAUAAAUUUGGUCCCGCUCCAGAGGCUUAUGUUCUCCCUGACAAUUUGAUGGAAGUAGCUCGUGGCCCCCUGUGUGGAGGAGUUGUCAGUAACUUGUGAAUAAGAAAUCAGUAUUGGUGUGAAUCCAGUAACAUUGGUUAGUUAGCUGGCUGCCAUUGUGUACCUGAAAUACUGUUGGAAUAUAUUGUAAAUUUCAUUAGACAAACAGUACUAACUAUAGUCUGAUCAUGAGUGUGUAAUUUCUGUAGAGAAAUUAUGAACAGCUGACUGCAAGAUUCUGGUUUUAAUUUUUGUUGUGUAACAUGUGGCAUUAUUCAAAAAAAAAAGUCCACAGGAGCUUUCUCGCAAGAAUAUAAGAAAUAGCACGCAAAUGUAGUUUCUGUCGUCAUUGCAAGCUUAUAUGCAUUUGCUUGAUUGUUUCAUAAGGUAAUCUAUGUUGUGAUUUGUGUAUGUGUAGUUAUGUGUAUUUAUGCGAAGGAUAUGUUCUAGAAUAUGCGCUGAAUUUCAACCACCGAAACACAAACUUGAAUUUUUACAUUUUUUAAUAACGAAGUAGAACAAUUAUUGCUUGAAAAUGAUUUUAAGUUUUAGUUUUUUUUCUCCCCAUUUGUAUGAAAAGUUUAAUCACUUUGUAAGAAAUAAAAGUUUGCUUGUUUUUUUUGUUACUUUUUAUCCCACAUUUGAAUUUUUACAUCUCGUUUUACCAGGAAUAACAACAUUUCUUUAAAAAAAUGAUUAAAAGUUUUAGAUUAUUUUUUUGCUUGUACUUAAUCAUUAAUGACUUUGAGAGACGUAGGACUUUGAUUUUUGGUCGUACAGAUUUCUUUUUUUUCCCAAUGAAAUAUUGAUUAAAAGAAAGUAAGAAAAAUAUUAACUAAUUAUGUAUGAAAUUUAUUAAUGUCACAAAAGCUGAUCUGUGAACUGACAUUUCAGUAUAUAUUUUAAUUGUUCCUGACUAUGUAUUGUCUUUAAAAUAAAUAUAUUAUGGUGAAUUUGUUGAUAACCCAUAGAAUUAUUUAAUUAACUCUUGAACUUGAAUCAUGCCACAACAAAAUGUGCUCCAGGAGGUGCUAAAGGAUUUCUGCUUUAAGAGUAAUUUUUUUUUUGAUGAAUUAGUGGUAGUAUUAAGUUAGUAACAUUUCUUGUGUACUGAAGUCUUGAUACAUCUGGAUUGACCAAGUUGCAAAAUCAUAUUGAAGGAAACAAAUGGUGAUUCUGAUAUAAUGUUUAAGCUUUGUAUAAAUCUAAAUACAUGAAUAAAUGAAUGAAUAUCUCAAGUUGUACUGAACAAUAUUAGAUAGUAUUCCAUUCUGUGCUUAUUUUUUCUUGAUGAAAAUAGAAAAUCCGUUAAGAUGGCCACAAGCUAUAGAUGCAAGUUAUUUAAUGAGUAUUAACAUAAACCUAUAUUGAACAUUGUGUUAGGUCUUUGUUGACCUUGAAUUCCAUCCAGAAAUGGUGUGCGUUUUUUUUUUUUUUGGUCAAGUUAACAUAGGAAAUUGUACGAAAUAUGGAAUAAAUAUUCUUCGGUACGGAAGUUGUACAUUUACACGACAUUAAUGGGAUUUGGACACGAGAGUUGGCUAUGAAAGAAAUAUUUGUAUUUCUAAAGUACACAUAAAUUGGAGUUUAUCUCAGUUAAUAUGAAUAAAAAAUACAGUUUAUCUGUAUUAAUUUAUAACAAAUCCUUAGUAAUUUUAAAUGUUUAUUUCUUAAAAUCUUCAAAAUAUACCUCAAGGUCGUUUUGUAGUGGUGUGAUUCUUUUUAUUUUCUGUGCAAUAAAAAUGAUAUAUCUGUAAGUGCUUGGAAAAAUGAUAUAUCUGCAAGUGCCCGGAUGGGAAUGAAAUAAAUGAACAGAUGAAUUUUAUUGUUGCUUACUUACACCUGUUGAAUUAGUUGUAUUAAACAUACAUACUUUUUUGUUACGAAAAUGUUAUUGAAAAUUUUUGAUAACUUGACAAUAUAAUUUAGUAUAGUUGAAAACGUGUCAUUUCUCCGAGGUUUAAUGUAAAAGAAGUGGAGUAUUUGGUUUACAUGGUCACAUGAAAAACAUUGUAUACCAUGGUAAUAGAGAUUUCAUGAAAAAUGUUGCAUUUAUUUUCAAACAGAACUAACUGAUAAUUCAUAGUGCAGCAUUUAUUUACUUGGUAAUUUGUUGUUAAGAAUGCUUUUGGUAUAGGAAUUCUGUUUUGCAAAACUAUUAUUGGAAAUUAAAUUUGGUUUGUGGUACUUGCCUGUAAGUGUAUUUGUGGCUCAUAAACUAAUAAAUUCUCUUAAGUAUAUAA
Messenger RNA from Mercenaria mercenaria, 4523 nucleotides. RefSeq names its product rab GDP dissociation inhibitor alpha-like. NCBI's taxonomy places the organism in Eukaryota, Metazoa, Mollusca, Bivalvia, Venerida, Veneridae. The transcript is spliced from 9 exons. Gene Ontology annotation, cellular component: cytoplasm. Gene Ontology annotation, molecular function: Rab GDP-dissociation inhibitor activity. Bases 56 to 1243 code for a protein of 395 amino acids. The record is from RefSeq and is a predicted model, not a curated record. Gene Ontology annotation, biological process: vesicle-mediated transport; protein transport; small GTPase-mediated signal transduction.